This is a messenger RNA of Rhizopus microsporus ATCC 52813, 1311 nucleotides long. RefSeq lists its product as uncharacterized. The transcript is spliced from 8 exons. NCBI's taxonomy places the organism in Eukaryota, Fungi, Mucoromycota, Mucoromycetes, Mucorales, Rhizopodaceae. The record is from RefSeq and is a predicted model, not a curated record. The coding region runs from base 1 to 1311 and encodes 436 amino acids. Gene Ontology annotation, biological process: ubiquitin-dependent protein catabolic process. Gene Ontology annotation, cellular component: COP9 signalosome.
AUGCAACAAGAACAGAGACCGAGGAUUGACGAAAUAGUUGCACUUAUUGUUGCUGGUGGAAAUGAGACACAGGUAGUGUCUACGCUUGACCAGUUAUCAAUAGAACAACUUGCACAAGUUCCAAGAGAAACACUAAAUGUGCUUAAUCCUACUAUUCAUUCCAUUGGCUACUUGUAUUUCCUAAAUGCAAAAUGUCUUUAUGCAACAAAAGUAAAUGCUGCAGAGUACUUUACGCUCUUGAACAGCUUUGUUCAAUUGUUUGAUCCUGCACAGAUUGCAUCAUCACCAAGACAGUUCAAGUUUAUUGGUUUUUCAUUAUUACAUCUUGCUGAAGUAACAGAGGAGCCAUUGUUACCUCUUCAAAGCUUUGUAAUGGCUAUUGAUAGAUAUACUCAAGGAUCUCGCGUUACCCUGACUUCGCUUCAUGCACCAUUUGUCAAGGCGUGUAUAAAAGCAAAGAACUAUACCUAUCCUCUUCAGUUCCUAGAAUGUGACAUUCAGAUCAUUGAAAAAUCAAAACAUGAUCUCAAGCCUCGGGAUGUAUUGGAAUACUAUUACUAUGGCGCUAUUGUCUACAUUGCCAACAAAAACUUUGAUCGAGCCUUGGAAUUUUUGACUGUAGUGAUCUCUGCACCAACGCAAAGGGUUGUGAGCGCGAUACAAAUAGCUGCUUACAGAAAGUUUAUACUGGUUUCACUCAUCUAUGAGGGACGAUCGGGAGCUUUACCGAAAUGUACAGCGAAUCAUGUAGAAAAGGCCUGCAAAACACAAGCAGGUGUUUAUCAAAACCUGGCAGAAGCGUUUGUCAAUACAGAUAUUCAAGGGUUUAGAGAUAUUGCGACCAAGUCAUCCAAUAUAUUUGAAUCGGAAAGGAAUACUGGGCUCGUCAAACAAUGCUUCCAGUCGCUUUUAAGAAAAAAGAUCAAGCAAUUGGCUUAUGUCUAUAUCACAGUUGGACUGAGUGAUAUGACAAAAAGGAUUGGAGUGAUUACAUCAGAAGAGUUGGAAAAAAUAUUGGUUGAGAUGAUUAUUCAAGAUGAGAUCAAGGCAACUAUUUCAAUAACUAAUGACUAUGAAAAGAUGGUUCAUUUCGAAGACGAAGAAGAGGAAGAGACUGAAGUACGCAAACAGAUGAAAUUGGAGGAUUCUAUCCAUAACAUUACCAUGAUUAAUGAAAGAAUCUCAUUGAUGGAUAAAUUAGAAGCAUUAAACAGAGACUUUCAAGUAAAGUUUAUGACAUUGAGUUCUACUGGACCGAUGAUGAGUGAACAUUUUGUGGAUGAAGAAAUGGAUCUUCCGGUGGAUGAAUAA